AUGCCCUCGUUCGACCAGCUCACCGAUCCCCCCAAGAAGGGCAAAAUCAUCAAGUCGGCUUACGAUAGUGAAACCUUUGAGGCUGAUGGCACUAUCCACGUUGACGGCCUGGUUGGCUCAGCCACCAUCUCCCCAGCUGGCCGCGAUGUCGCCCUAGCCUCACCCGAUGGACUGGCCAUCAUAGACUUGGAUUCGCCAUAUAGCCCCCCGCGUCGUCUACGGACUCAUGGCCUCCCCUGGCUGGUGGUUGACGUUCAAUGGUCCCCCUUUGCAGCCCGAGACUACUGGAUCGUCUCAGCCGCCAACCAUCGCGCUCUCGUGUGGAAUCUCAAUCGCAGAGAAGACUCGAGUUCUGGCGCUAUUGAGCACUCACUUCAAGGCCACAGCCGUGCAAUCACCGAUGUCAACUGGUCUGCUCAUCAUCCCGAUCUCCUUUCAACCUGCUCAGUAGAUGGAUACAUCCAUGCGUGGGAUCUUCGACGGCCCCGUCAGCCAGUUCUCACCUUUUGCGACUGGACGGCUGGCGCAUCCCAGGUCAAAUACUGUCGCCAAGCUUCUCAUAUUCUUGCCUCAGCCCAUGAUCGAUGGCUUCACAUUUGGGAUGAGCGCCGCUCAUCUGAACCUCUCAAAUCUAUCAAAGCUCACAAGUCAAAGAUUUACGGUAUAGACUGGAACCGAAAUCGGCCAAGUGCAAUUGUGUCAUGCUCCAUUGACAAGAGUAUCAAGUUCUGGGACUACAACGCUGAUGAUCCUCUCGAGCACACCAUUGAAACUGGUUUCCCAGUAUGGAGAGCUCGGCACACGCCCUUUGGACAAGGCGUUGUUGCUAUACCCCAAAACGAGCCUGGCGACAUGUACCUCUAUAGCACCCGGUUCGAAGAAGGAUCCCGUGUGACGUCCAGUCCGGUGGAAGUCUGGCCUGGUCACGGAGACCACAAGGCAAAGGAGUUCCUUUGGCGCUGCCGCGGCGGUGUCACCGAAGACGGGAUGGAUGAUCGCGAAUUCCAGCUCGUCACUUGGGGCACUGACAAUGAGCUCAAACUUCAAUGUAUUGAUCCUCAAACCCUGGCCACCAUUGGUCACACUCGAGGAAUGCCUGCGGCACCGGGCAUCAGUCUCACUCGCAAAGGCGCCACCUACAAGACCUUCCGCACUGUCGAUGAUAGCACGGAUCGCGAUCGCAAGACUGCCACCAUGAGUGAUCAUCGACCUGGCGGCGGCAGCAACUACAGACAAAGCGCCCUGACACUGGGUAUGCGAUCGGGCGCGAGCCAGAACCAUCGUGCCGGCGUGGCAUGGCGAGGCCCUUCGAUGAAGGCCAAGGUCACUUCAGGGAGGGCCCUCGAUCGUAGCCAGUCACAGAUCGGCUGGAUGAAAGGUAUUGCCAUGACCAAGAGGAAAGUCUCGGCGGGCGCAAAACGGCACAUGUCGAAGGACUCGGGCAUCUUUAGUCAUGGGUAUCCUGAUGAUGAAUGGGCUGAGCCGGAUACUAUUCAGGAAGAGCUCUUGCGAGUCAGCACGCAACUUCCCAAAGUGAGAUGGGAGAACAUCGAUAUGGACAAUCUCUCCCUUAACGCCUCGUUGAACGGUCCGUGGGGCGUAGACGGGGAGACCAUCUUCAUCAAGGUCAGAAUCGACAUCCCGGUUGGAUAUCCCAAGGCCAGAGCGCCCAAGUUCUACGUCGAGAGGUCAUCCUUUAUGCCAGCAGCAACUCACAAGAAGAUCGAUCGUGAGAUUCACCAGCUGGCGGAUCGGUUCCUGCAGAGAAAGCAAAACUGUCUUGAAGUGGCUUUUACAUAUCUCCUUGGAGAAGUCGACCUCGAAAGCAGCACCACCUUUUUCAAGAAUGUUCGAGAUCUUGAUGAUGACCUCGACGGACUGGCCGACGAGAGCUCGAGCGAAUCCGACGAGGACAUACCAGCUGGGGGUUCGGCCUCUAUGUCACAAGAGCUUCCACCGCAUGCAGAGAUAGACACUGCACUUGCGCCUCCCAACAGGACUAUUGUUCCACCGACCCCUAGAACGUGCGGUGCUAGGUUCUCGCACAACGGGCGGUUGGUCUGCUUCUUCCCCUCGAAGGAGGAAAAGGCGAGGGCACUGUUUACCACUACCAUGGAUGCAUACAGGGAACGUCCCAAAGGGGAACCCUUCUUCGCGGGCUUUGGUAAGAUCGCCCACGAUCUGGGACCCCGGCAGAGAUUCAUGGCAGAGGACGCAUCCAUGUCCAGUGGUGACUCAGAUUCGUCUGCUUCCGGCUCUUCCUCGUCGUCGUCAUCUUCAAGCGAUUCGGAAUCGACAUCGAUGCACAAGAUCAACCUCUGGUAUCACCCCAGUCGCCAGUUUAGAAAGACGUGGAGUGAGGAUCGGUCAAUACGCUCCAGCGGCGGAGGCACUGGUGUUGGUACCGGCACGGGCACGGGCACCAGUCGUCGAAGACCUGGUCGGCCAAAGAACCUGAUAUCGAUACAUGAUCUCCGAUCGGCGCUGCCGUCCAAGGAAGAGUUUGCUCGCGAGUAUGCCAUCUUUGGCGACGGAGCCGACGUCUGCGAGCACAAUGCCCAAGUAGCUGAAAAGUACGGGGCCAGGGAUCUGGUUGAUGUGUGGCGAUAUCUGGCACUGCUACUGAAGAAGGGUGUCCCGCUUGAAGUGCUUUCCCAUAACCAGAGGCGUGACUCUAUCUUGGUGAUCGCUCACGAUGUGGUAUCGAGGUGUCACGAAGAUGCUCUUCCUCUAGAGUCGGUUGUGGAUAAAGGCAACGGGACUCUGACGGGUAGGGUGAAAUGGGGCCAACACCCUCUGGCCAGAGACUUCAUCAUGGAUCUGUUUUUCUACUUUGAGAGAAUUGCCGAUGUCCAGAUGCUGGCCAUGCUCUCUUGCAUAUUCAGCGAGUCUUCAGCCCGGGACAGUGUGGCCUACUUUGAAUCGCAUCUUGCUCAGCCGGAAACUCCUCUUCCUCUCAAGGCGCCAGCGUUUUCUCUCGACUAUUUCCCGACGGAUGCUUCACUCUGGAACAUCAACAGUCGCAGCUAUACCAACUCUGCCAUCACGACCCCCAUGACUAUCCAUACUCCGGUCCAUUAUGCGGGAUCACAAGCAUCUGACGAUGGUCUCUGGAACGGAGAUCCGGCGUCGAACUCGUACUCUUGCGGAGAAACGCCGCCCAACAAGUUCAAGGACUAUCUUGGGGAUCUUGAGCCACCACCAAGUGUAUCAACAUCUCCAAACACACGCUUCCUGAAUCGCGCAAACUCUGGACUGGCAUCAGCCUUUGCAGCCAACCUGCCUCGUUCAUUUGCCGGCGUGAGCUCAUCAUCCCCGCCAAGUCAUGGGAAGAAGAAGCCGAGCCCGGCAGAGACGAUCCUCAGCAGUCUAGCUCCUGGAAAUGUGACAUGGAGUGCAUCAACGGCGAUGGAUUCGAGCGGGGGCAGAACGUCUCUAGACGAUGACGAGUACCGCAAGGACGACAUGCUGCCGCUGGUUCCUACAAAGAUCUCAGUGUCGAUGGAGGAUCAAACAAUAUUCGACGAUGACGGCUGGCUUAGCACGCCACUCCUUGAAUCCAACCGGGGUGACGUAUACGCCCAUUACCGAUACGCAUACGCCGAGAUGCUGCAAAUGUGGAACCAGCCCCUUGCUAGACUCGAGAUUAUGAAGUUCAACGCUCUCAAGGAGGACGUAACUGGUGGGCACAUGGACGGCAGCUACCCUGACUCUGCUCAUGAUGGGGCGAGCGGGAACGGACCUAUCAACCAUGCCAACUCGCCACCUAUUGCGAUGGGUAAGAAGGACCAGCUUCAGGCCCUGCUCGCAUCCGGCCGUGGGCUUGAUGUGACGGGAGUAUGCCGCAUUCACGAGAUCCAACUCGAACCCAUUCGUUACACCUCAACCGACUCCAAGGUUGGCGGUGCGGUAGGCACAUGCGAGCGCUGCCAUCGGUCUCAGAGCCAGCUUAUAUGCGUUUACUGUCUCGAGCCCGUGGAUGCCCUCUUCCCACCGUGCUUGGCCUGUGGAUGUGCAAGCCACGAGGCAUGCCUGGCGGAAUGGCAUGCUGCUGGCGAGACGCAGUGUCCGGCAGGCGACGAGUGCAACUGCGUCGAAGAGGCAGACGAUGGUCAGGUUGAAUCCUGGGCGGCUCUUCGUGGAGCCGUCUUUAAGGGCCCGAAGCAUCUUCCCAUGUUACCAGGCCCAGCACUAGGCGAUAGUGAUGAUGAAGAGAAGGUGGUUCGUGAGUGGGAGAGAGUCGAGCCAGCUAUACCCACACGGAUGCAGGGGCUCUCAGCUGCUAGUAUUAGCCUGGGCAAUAGGCUGAGGAAGUCAGCGGGCGAAUGGUCAAGGGCUUCAAGCUUGAGGAGGAAUGACCGGAGGAAUCUAAUGUAA
Molecule: messenger RNA, 4377 nt
Organism: Fusarium keratoplasticum
Lineage: Eukaryota; Fungi; Ascomycota; Sordariomycetes; Hypocreales; Nectriaceae
Exons: 2
Coding region: 1-4377 (1458 amino acids)
Molecular function (GO): protein binding
Source: RefSeq, a predicted model, not a curated record